This is a messenger RNA of Amphimedon queenslandica, 1189 nucleotides long. Its product is annotated as WD repeat domain-containing protein 83-like. The transcript has 9 exons. The coding region runs from base 20 to 958 and encodes 312 amino acids. Gene Ontology annotation, cellular component: catalytic step 2 spliceosome. Gene Ontology annotation, biological process: mRNA splicing, via spliceosome. NCBI's taxonomy places the organism in Eukaryota, Metazoa, Porifera, Demospongiae, Haplosclerida, Niphatidae. The record is from RefSeq and is a predicted model, not a curated record. Gene Ontology annotation, molecular function: protein binding.
CCCCGCCAAAGCAAGCAAAAUGGCGGCUCUCCCAAACCAGCUAGCUCACGAGUUUCACGGGCACCAAGACGCCAUUAGAGCCAUUAGAUUUACUAAAAGUGGAGAAUAUUGCUUAACAUGCAGUGCUGAUAAAACAGUUAGGCUCUGGAACCCCCACCGGGGUCUGGGAAUCAAAACCUACAAGGGGCCGGGGCAAGAAGUAUUAGACGCAACAGCUGCCCAUGACAACGGUCGAAUUGUUUGUGGAGGGAGGGACAAAGUCGUGUACUUGCUAGACGUCAGUACCGGCCAACCAAUCAGGAAAUACCGAGGACACUAUGGAGCUAUUAAUUGCGUAAAAUUUAACGAAGAAUCAUCCGUCAUCAUAACAGGUUCUUAUGAUUCCACUGUUAGGGUUUGGGAUUGCAAGUCACGUACAUACGACCCAGUACAAGUGAUGGAGGAAGCAAAAGACAGCAUUACAUCACUCUUUGUAUCCAACCAUGAAAUUUUGACUGGAUCAGUUGAUGGAAAAGCUCGUCGCUAUGACAUUCGUUUUGGCAAACUUUUUUCAGACACAGUAGGACAACCUGUUACUAGUGUUAGUCUUUCAAGGGAUGGAUUAUGUGUACUAGUAUCAUCACUUGAUAAUCAUAUCAGACUAUUAGAUAAGGAAAAUGGGGAAUUACUGAACACGUUCAAAAGUCAUUCCAAUACAGAGUAUAAGAUAGACAGUUCUCUCACUCACGAUGAUUCACAUAUUGUGAGUGGAUCGGAAGAUGGAAAGAUUUACUUUUGGGAUUUAGUAGAAGGAAAUGUAGUGCAGACAUUAAAGCAGAGCCAAUCAUCAUCUUGUAUUGUAUAUUCCCUCUCCUAUCAUCCUAAUGCAGCAUGUUUACUGUCAGCUGGAUCUGAGGGACCAGUGAAGGUCUGGAAGAGACAAGAAGACAUGAAGGAAGACGAGGAUGAAGAUGAUUAGGUUACAUGUCAUCAGUCUUUUAUUAAUAAGGAGUGAUGAAUUGCUUCUUUUUCCAUGUAUACUCAUUACUUUGUACAGCGGUUUCAGUCACAGGGAGCACAUUCAUAACCAACUGUCAAUAUUAAUGAUUUUUAGAGAAAAGUACAUGUGUAUUGUACAUGUAUUACAGAGUUAAUAUUAAAUGCUGAACAAUAAAGAUUUGUUCUUCACAGCUAACAUUGUUUUCCUUAA